AGACGUGGAUUACAAGUGUAUUGACUAGUCAACGACAAACAUCACAACUCACAAUAGAAAAUGCAGAUCCUUACCUACGUUGCUGAUAAUUAGGUAUUCAAAUUUGAGUUUGUGAAUAAACUGUUGUGGAUUUAGACAGUCAGAUUACCGUGGCUAAAACGAGGGUGCAUGGAAUCGUUUGAACAUAUAAAAAACAAUGCAACCACCACCGAUAGCAGUAACAUCUGGAAAAGUGCCAGUUUUCGUCUUUCCACAAAGCAUUACGUUUUACCUGGGUGAUCAGUCGACUCAUAAACAAGUCCUCACCCUAUACAACCCUUAUGAUAUACCGAUCAAAUUCAAAGUGCUGAGCACGGCGCCUAAUAAAUACAAGGUUGUUGAUCCCGAAGGAAUAAUCAAAGCCCAUUGCUUUGUUGACAUAGUUGUCAGGCACACAGCUCUCACAAUAGCGAACUGUAAUGUGGUCGAUAAGUUUAGAAUAAAAAUGCAGGAACAUCCAACAAAGCAGGGAAUAGGUAAACGUGAUGUGGAAGCAAGACUUUUAAGUGGAACACACGAAUCUACUGAGAGAAGUAACCUGGAACAGGAAAUGUUUCAACACCUACCAACUAACGAAGGAAAGCAGCAAAUUUCAUACGCGCUUACAGCUCAAAAUAAACAAACUGAUAGAGGGACAAACUAUGUGGCGUUAGUAGCUGGCAUUGUUUGCAUAGCGGCGCUUCUUUUGCCUACCGAAGGAGAGCGCACUCCUAGAAUUCCUGACUAUCUACAUCUCUCCGUUAACUUCAAGCUCAUAUUUUCAUUUGUAUUAGGUAUGGUCACGAUAAUUGUAUUGAGGCUAUAACGUGAUGUUUUAAAAAUAUUUUUACUAACAAACUUUACACACUAUCAGAGAAAAAGCUAAUUUAUUACAUGCACAAUUAAUUUAAGAUCUUUUAAAUCAGUCAUCGUGAUCAAUUUAUCCUGAUUUUAUUGCUUUUUAAUUGAAUUUUUUUUUCCUAUCUAGUUUUUAUCGCGUAUACCUGACACUAGUCUGUAAUAAAACUUAAGUUUUUCCAAUAAGUUCGUGCAGCUGUCGAUAUUUAUUCUUAUGUAUUAUACAUAUCGCGUGAAGCACUAUACAUAUAUUUUUUUAUUGCACAUAAUGAAAUUGAUUCUUAUUUCGUAUGAUUUCCAAUAACUAUCACCACCUGAUUUUUCAUUUAUGUUCUUGUUGUUUCCGAAUCAAUUUGCACAUGUAUGUACCAAGACUGUUUAUCAAUUCAGACAUAAUCUAACGAUUAAAGUAAUUAAGUAUGCAUUUUACUUUUAUUUCAUUUUGUUUCUUGUGCGAAAAACAACAUGCACCAUAUUAUCAGUGAGAAAUAUUGCAUUCGGUAUGAAAAAUUUUUAGUGACGAGUGGGAGUUGGGAUAAGGUUUUAAAAUAAUGGUCCAUUUCCCUGUAAUAUUUUCUAUGGUCAAGACAAUUAUUUUACAACUAGUGUGGCAGCGGUAAUGGACAUACACGUAAUUUUAAAUUUAGAAAAGUAUAAGUGUGUUCUGAUAGUAUGAAAUUGUGGGAUAAUAAGAAAUAAGUUUUCUUCCAAAAUAAUUGUUCGUACUAUUACGAACGGUUAGACGUAAAAGUAUACGUCAGCAUGUAAAACUUUGUAAGUGAUGGAACCAACAAUUGUUAUUAUUACAC
This is a messenger RNA of Diprion similis, 1685 nucleotides long. RefSeq names its product motile sperm domain-containing protein 1-like. The transcript is spliced from 6 exons. NCBI's taxonomy places the organism in Eukaryota, Metazoa, Arthropoda, Insecta, Hymenoptera, Diprionidae. Gene Ontology annotation, cellular component: cytoplasm. The record is from RefSeq and is a predicted model, not a curated record. The coding region runs from base 197 to 844 and encodes 215 amino acids.